Molecule: messenger RNA, 888 nt
Organism: Mucor velutinosus
Lineage: Eukaryota; Fungi; Mucoromycota; Mucoromycetes; Mucorales; Mucoraceae
Exons: 5
Coding region: 1-888 (295 amino acids)
Molecular function (GO): zinc ion binding
Source: RefSeq, a predicted model, not a curated record
AUGAAUACUAUGAAAAGUCGUAUUCUGUUCAUAUUUCUUGCAUUAUACCAAUCCAUCGUUUGUCAUAUUGUGAUCGUGAGCAGCAAUGAUACCCAUCUUGAUAAGCCAGCUGUCUUUGGUCCUCGGCUUACAAAGCAAGGCGUACUAGGCAACUUGUUACUAGCACCCAAGGAGAGCAAUGACGGGUGCUUGCCAUGUACAUCGCAAGGCAAGAAUUGGAUUGCUAUAGUGGAAAGAGGAGGAUGUUCGUUUGUAAACAAGGUGAGAUCGCUGCAAGCAAGCGGAGCCAUUGCUGUGAUUAUCGGGGAUCGACAUUAUAAUGGCUGGAUCACCAUGUAUGCCACAGACACUGAUGCAUCUGAUGUUAUUAUACCCAGUGUGUAUGUCGCACAGUACCAAUUUCUAUCUCUGAUGCAAUAUUUGCAAGACACACAAAACUCGUCUGUCAUUAUCAGGAUCACCAAAAACGAAUUAUUUACAUGGUCUCUGUCAGAUCUCUUGUUGUUUUUCGCUGUGUUGUUACCUUCUAGUGUGCUAUAUGCACUGUACCUGACAUGGCGAGUGCAUCAACAGCGUCAGCAGCAGAGAGAACAGCGCCGAGUAGCAUCACAUCAGAGCAAAGCACCGGCAGAACUAGUGUAUAGACUGAAAACAAAGACAUUUCACAAGGAAAACAAGGACGGUGAGGAAGAAGAAUGUAUCAUUUGUCUGGAAUCCUAUCAAGAAGGUGAUACACUACGCAAAUUACCGUGCAAGCAUGAAUUUCAUUCAAGUUGUGUGGAUACAUGGCUCAUCACCAGAAAGAAAUAUUGUCCAAUCUGUAAAUUCGAUGUAUGUAAACAAAUGUAUUAUCAACCAAACGAGAGUACGCCGUUAUUGUCAGCUUGA